Hibiscus syriacus is the source of this 1401-nucleotide messenger RNA. RefSeq lists its product as uncharacterized. NCBI's taxonomy places the organism in Eukaryota, Viridiplantae, Streptophyta, Magnoliopsida, Malvales, Malvaceae. The record is from RefSeq and is a predicted model, not a curated record. Bases 1 to 1401 code for a protein of 466 amino acids. The transcript has 4 exons.
AUGCAAUUCAUUUAUGUUUUACCUGGGUGGGAAGGUUCUGCAGCUGAUGGUAGAAUACUCAGAGACGUCAUUAGUAGAAGAAAUGGUUUAAAUGUUCCACAAGGGUGUUACUACUUAUGUGAUGCUGGAUACACGAAUGGAGAGGGAUUUCUUGCACCAUAUAGAGGUCAAAGAUACCACUUGAAUGAUUGGAGAGAAAGACACCAACCUACCACCCCUCAAGAAUAUUUCAACAUGAAACGUUCUCAAGCUAGGAAUUGCAUUGAGAGAUGUUUUGGCAUAUUGAAAGCGAGAUGGGCAAUUUUAAGGGAAAAAUCCUUUUAUCCAGUGAAAACACAAUGUAGACUCAUUUCUGCUUGUUGUCUUCUCCAUAAUUUCAUAAGAUCUGAGAUGCCAAUCGAUCAUAUUGAAUCUGACUAUACUGAAGAUAGUAGGCAUGUUGAAGAGAUUAAUGAAGUAGAAAUGAUCAGACAUUGUGAGCCAAGCAGUGCUUGGACUGAGUGGAGAGACAAAUUAGCAGAAGAUAUGUUUACUAGUUGGUUGGCGUCACACCCACAUUGGAAAGCUGAUAAUGGAACAUUUAGAUCAGGUUAUCUAUAUAAUCUUGAAAAGAUGUUAGAAAUCAAGCUUCCGACAUCACAAAUUAGGGCCCAUCCACAUAUUGAAUCUAGAGUUAAGCUACUCAAAAGACAAUACAAUGCUUUAUCUGAAAUGUUAAAUAUUGAAAGUGGAUUCGGUUGGAAUGAAGAAGAAAAAUGUUUAACUGCACCAAAGGAUGUGUUUGAUGAUUGGGUUAGAAGUCAUCCAACUGCUGCUGGAUUGCGAAACAAGUCAUUUCCAUUCUUUGAUGACUUUGUUCAUAUAUUUGGAAAAGAAAGAGCUACAGGAACAACAGCUGAGAUAGUAGCUUAUGCAGUAGAACAUAUUGAUGUUGAAGAUAAUGCAUUUAUAGAUACAUUACUUGAAGAAGAGGGAGUAAGAGAUUCUGAAUCAAGAGAGGAUGUUGGUGCUUCAACUUGCCAAACAUCUGAUGCUACUGCCUCUACCCCUAUAAUGAAAAAAGUAGCUAGCAAGAAAAGGUCUCGAAGUGAUGAUGGGUUGACCGAGCUUGUACAGGAGAUAAGUAAGUUCGGUGUUGCAUACCGAGAAACUGCCAAAGAAAUUAAGGAUAUUACUACUUUAUUGAAAAAGGAGGCAGAAGGAAAUGAUCGAAGAAUAUCGAUUUUCACUGAAAUCAUGAAAAUUGAAGGCAUGUCCACUGAUGAAAUGCUUACUGUAGGAGAGUAUAUUAGCAAAGAUGCGCACAAGGCAGAUUUCUUCUUUUCUUUGCCAAAAGAAUUCAAACAAGAUUAUGUGAUUAAGCAAUUGGUUGAAUGCCGUCAAUUUAGACCAUCAUUUUGA